AUGAUUCCUCCACCAGGUGUUCCUCAUAAUCCAGGAGAAGUUUGCAGAUUGAAGAAGGCUCUUUAUGGGCUUAAACAAGCUCCCCGAGCCUGGUUUGAAAAAUUCUCCAUCGUGAUUACUUCUCUCGGCUUCCAUCCCAGUGCACAUGAUUCAGCUCUCUUUGUUAGGUGUACUUCUUCUGGCCGCACUUUACUCUCUUUAUAUGUUGAUGAUAUGAUUAUCAUCAGUGAUGAUGCGAAUGGGAUAACGGAGUUGAAAACGCACUUGACUCGUGAAUUUGAGAUGAAAGAUUUGGAUCCCUCUCUAUAUCGCACUCUGGUUGGUAGCUUAGUGCACUUUACUAUCACCAAGCCAGACAUUGCUCAUGCAGUUCACAUUGUCAGUCAGUUUGUUGCAUCUCCCACUACCGUUCAUUGGGCAGUUGUGCUUCAUAUUCUUCGAUAUCUUCGGGGAACUCAAUUUCAGAGUUUGCCUUUUCCAUCUACGUCUACUUUACAGUUACGUGCCUACUUAGAUGCAGAUUGGGGUGGUGAUUGUACUGAUCGCAAAUCUACCACUGGUUUUUGUAUAUUUUUGGGAGAUUCUCUUAUUUCUUGGAAGAGUAAAAAACAGACUGUUGUCUCUCGAUCGUCUACAGAAGCAAAAUAUCGUGCCAUGGCCUCCACUACCGCUGAAAUUGUUUGGUUGCGUUGA
Molecule: messenger RNA, 693 nt
Organism: Humulus lupulus (European hop)
Lineage: Eukaryota; Viridiplantae; Streptophyta; Magnoliopsida; Rosales; Cannabaceae
Exons: 2
Coding region: 1-693 (230 amino acids)
Source: RefSeq, a predicted model, not a curated record